AGAGUGCCGGUCCAACAAGCCACGAUUCCACAUGAUCCACCGAACUCACUUUCCGUUACUAGAGUCUCUUUCUGGGUUCCAAUCCACUGAAUUUGAUUCUGUUCAUAUUAAUCACUCGAAUCACUAGCUUCUCAAAUUUUGAAGUUAAAUACUAAUCGAUUAUGGAUAGUGAAAACGCAUCUCGGAGCCCCGAGUUUCCGGCGGACUUGAAGUAUCAAUCGGGCUUCGGGAACCAUUUCUCGUCGGAGGCUAUCGCCGGAGCUCUCCCUCUCAAUCAGAACAGUCCUCUCGUCUGUCCUUACGGCCUCUACGCGGAGCAGAUCUCCGGCACCUCCUUCACUUCCCCUCGCAAACUCAACCAGCGCAGUUGGUUAUAUCGGGUUAAGCCAUCAGUUACUCAUGAGCCAUUUAAGCCUAGGGUCCCCAGUCACGGGAAGCUUGUGAGUGAAUUUAAUGAAUCAAAUAGUUCUGCAACUCCAACUCAGCUACGGUGGAAACCGGUGGAAGUUCCUAAAGCGCCGAUUGAUUUCAUUGACGGAUUAUACACUCUUUGUGGCGCUGGCAGCUCGUAUCUUCGGCAUGGUUUUGCAAUUCACAUGUAAUUGGUAUUCCUGGUUUUACUUUACUGUUUUGCGAUUUCGUGCAAUCGUAUUAAAACAAAUUUGAGGUUAUUAGGUGUAUAGAGGUCAACUUUUAUUUUAAAUUUAUCAACUUUAUGUUCCAUUAAUCAACUAUUCCAUAGACUAAGAUUUUUUUCCCUAUUGCAUCACAUAGUUGUUGUGUAUUUCCAUUAUUUUGUUAUGGGC
Messenger RNA from Olea europaea var. sylvestris, 806 nucleotides. RefSeq names its product homogentisate 1,2-dioxygenase-like. The transcript is spliced from 2 exons. Lineage: Eukaryota; Viridiplantae; Streptophyta; Magnoliopsida; Lamiales; Oleaceae. Gene Ontology annotation, cellular component: cytoplasm. Bases 162 to 602 code for a protein of 146 amino acids. Gene Ontology annotation, molecular function: homogentisate 1,2-dioxygenase activity. Gene Ontology annotation, biological process: L-phenylalanine catabolic process. The record is from RefSeq and is a predicted model, not a curated record.